CCUUAAAUAAAGCUGGUAGGUGCGAGACUGUACUGAAAGCGAGUUCAUGCUGACGCGGAGAGUGAAGUGUCGCAAUUCGCUCACCGGGUGUCGAACCCGAUCUCAACCAAAGCGGAACACGAGAUUGAGAACACGUCGAACUUUCACUCGCGGCGGCAAGACUGGGUCGCAAUAAAAAAAUAAAUUGGUUGUCUGUAAAGUCGGUUUACGGACGAUAGUUUAACGUGACGACGUCAUAACAAAACAUUGAUGAAAUGAUUGCAUACUUUUAUGAAUACAAUUGAAUCAUUUUUAUUUGAUUAUCACUAUUUUUUAUGGAUACAAAGAAGGAAUGAAAUUAAAUCUACAAUUUAAUUGAUAAAUUUACUUUUAUUUGCACUCAUUAAUUCAAAUAUGUUUAUUACUUUAACGAAGAGAUUAUUUUAACUAUAAUAUUUUUAUGUUUGCUUUUUAACUUCUUCCAAUCUGUGUUAUUGUGUUAAGGAUAGGACGAUGAUAGGAAAAGUAGGAAACGAGUGGGGGUGUUUCAAGUUUAAUGUGCCUCGAAAAAGUCAAAUCGAUGGUUGUUCCAAUCGAGUGGAAGACAGAUAGAUGCGGCGCAAGCGUACAAUGAGCAUAACGGGACAAAGCUUAACGGGACAAUUAGCGUAACGGGACAAUGAGUCAUCCUUUUUCGUGCGUGCAGCCGGCGUUCAUCGAUUUAUUAGACGUUGUCACGUCAAAAAACAAUUCUGUACUUUUUACAAAAGAUCCCAUUGGAAACCAGUUGUCAAGAAAUAUUUUGUAAUACUACAAAAAAAGAUGCUGAAACUUUGUACAACGCAUGACUAUGGUUAUUACUUUACAAACAUGAAAUACGUUUCCCGAGAUGAUUUCUUACGAAAAUAGGCGCAUAGAUUUAUACUUUAAUUCGCGGCUCAUUCAAGCAUAUACAUAAGUAGUAUGUAAUAGCCGGUCCUGCGCCAUGCUUCAGGCUGUGGAGCCUGUGGAGCCGACCAACAUCUUGGAUUGUGACGUCACGGCGGCCAUAUUGGAUGAGCGUAAUGGGACACAGCGUAACGGGACAAGUAGUACCGUGACUUUGACCUUGACCCCGGCGGACAUCUUGGAUCCGCCAUAUUUGUUCCGCCAUCUUGAAAUCGAACGCCCCACUCAUUAAGAUGAAAUUUUCGUCUGUCGCCAUAUUGAUUUUUUUCUGUUCUGCUGGAGGCCGCCAUCUUGGAUACCGUUGACUUUGUUUCUGCUGUUUGUUCCUAGAGAGCACCAGCGUCGCACUUGAUUUUUUUUUCUGUUCUACUGGAGGCCGCCAUCUUGGAUACUGUCGAGUAGGUUUCUGCUGUUUGUUCAUAGAGAGCGCCAGCUUCACUCUGUCUCAUCACAUAAGGACGAUGUUCCAUUACCUACCAUAGCUAUUAUGGUCCUUAUCGACAUAUUAAAUAUAAUUUUUUUAUGAAAAAUAUAUCGGAAGCGCUGUGAUUCGAACCAUCGCAGCUCUGAUCUCUUGGUUGGAAAACAUACGCCUUUAACCGCUCGGCCAUCGAGACAUUUACCAGACUGAAAAUUAAAUAAGGUAUAUAUAAAAAUAACAUGCAUAUUCGGACUUGUGAAUUUUUUUUUAAUUUGAAGUUCGAGACAGAACCACCAUCUUGUAUUAAGAUGUAACUGUUGCAAUUAUCGUUACGGCCGCCAUCUUGAAAAUCCGUAAUUUUAAUGCUACAGAUUCGAGGAAAAUUCCCAAAUUCAUCAAAAAAUUUACUUAUUAGAAAACUGAUUAAUUAAAUCGAUUCUCGUCCUUGGUUCGAAACCGGUAAGAGCAAAAAAAAAUAAAAAACUUCAGAUCCUUCCUCCAAGGAUACCGCAGGCAGACAGACUCCCCCCACCACCAAUAAAAAGUUAUAUAUCAUCAACUAGUAUGACGUCAUGUCCGCCAUCUUGUCUUCUUCCGCUGGAGACCACCACCUUGUGUAUCUGUAAGCACAAAUUUUCCAUGACUAUAUAUUGCUAAAGUUAAUAGCAUGAAUAGCAUGAAUGUCAUCACCAUAGUACAGAGAGGAAUGGACGAGGUAGGAAAUGGGAUUACAGGUCUUGGUAAUUGAGAUUGCCGAAGAGCAACUGUGGUUAUAGUGGAGACAGCCAAGUAAAAUCCCACAUACGUUAUCAAGAACAAAAUUUGGUGCUAUAUUUAAGCUCAUUUAAUUUAUUUACACUUUUUAUGAUUUUCCUGAUUUUUUUAUCUACCCAGGCGCUUAGGACAGCCGCUGGCCUAAAAGGAGUGUCGAAAAAGCUCUACACUUGGCAGGCUAACUCGAAUUACAACACGAAUACGAACAAAGACGAAUUUUUUCAGAUGCCAAUGAACCGUGCAUCCACACUCGGCCUGCAUGCGCGAUUCCCAAUGCCGAAGCGAACUAGAUGAAUCAGUCACAAACGAACUGAAAGUGUCUGCUAUAAAGAGUAUUGAUGUAGUUAUGGUACACUGCAGGCAGCUAUAGUUUACUCUGUUAUACUGUACUGCUUAAUUUCUUCGGUGUGUUCUUACUGCUGGCGCCAGUACCAUUAAUAGUACUCGUUGAUUUAUAAAUAGACCCUUUUGUUGUGUGUGUGUUGUCGGGGCGAUAUACACUGGCUGUCACUAUUUUUCAAAAAAAAUAUAUAUAGACAUAUAUAUAUAUAUAUGUGUCAAUGGUACUAUUAUGCUCUUGUACUGUGACCCUUAGAAGCAUGCAUAAAAAUGUUAUUAUCAUGAAACACACACUCUUGGACACAGGUAGCUAGGUAACAUAUAUCAAUACAUAGGGAUAGAAUCCAGAUUUUUAUUAAUAAUAAAAUUUGCUAUUCAUCAGGGACAACUAACAUAGGUGUAGAGAUAAAAAUCAACAUUAAUAUAAUUAGAUAAAAAUCACAGAAAAACAAUCCUAACGAUACUGAACAUGACUCGUGGAUAUGCGCUUAUGUAAAUUAAAACAUCAGGAAAAUACGUAGCACACAUGAAUCGUUCACAAAAGUUCGUUAGUGUAAGUUCAGAAAAUCAAUCAAAUGAUGUUUUUACGGACGCAUUCUUACAUAAAAGAAAAAUGUUUGAAAUCAUAGCACAAUUAAUUAGUAUGAUUACUAUUUAUGUUUAUAUUUGGGUUCGUAUUUGCCUUGGCUUAACUCAGUUUAUAUGGUAGAGACACGAAACUUGUACUCCCAUUUCACCUCUGGGUAUCACAAAAUAAAAUAAUAAUUUAAAUCUUGGAACUAACAAUUCAUGACGUAGUUCAGGAUAAUUGACACCUUUUACGUGAAAACUAAUCAGUUUGUAGUCAAAUCGGAGUUAUUUACGACGAAAUUACAUACAGCUGGGUAUGUCUAUGGGCGAUACAAAAUGCAAAAUCUUUACUUACAGAUUUUCACUCCUAAUAACAUAUCCGUCAGAAUAUGCCCUUAUAAUCUUACACAUUAUUUAUUUAUACGUCGUUUAAGCUCAUCCUGAGUGUCGGAUGGCAUAAUCUAGCUAGCUAUCUUUCAAAUUUAAAAUAGGCCUCGCGCCUUUGCGUCGGCAUCAGACGCCUUCAUACAACCAAAACUUCUUAUUAAUUAAGAUGUUCUAGACGCCUCACAUCUAAAACACGGCCUCUCAUUGGCCGAAACCAAAAUCGGUUAACGUAAUUUACAAUAUAAAUACCGUAAAUAACACUUAUUAAUACAAUUGAAAACACAGAAAUGCGGUAAAUUUAAAACGAAAAUUUCCAACAAUGAAAAUUUCUUUAAGUAAUACCCCGAAUAAAAUCAUCGUUUAUUCGUUAAGUUCAUUAGUCCUUAGAGGGGUAUACUCAAUUGACUGUCCAUAUAAGUCCAUUUCAGGUCAUAGAGCAUAGCUCUCGUAGAUAUACAUAAUUAAUAAAAAUAUAUUUAAAUAACUUUUGCGGGUGAACAAUAUACAAAUUAAAUAAUAAAAUUUCAUAAUAAUAACAACAAUCAAAAUAAUAAGUUUUAUAAAUAAUAAUAUCAUUAAAAUAAAUCAUUACUUUCUGUGCAUUCUGAAAAUAGUAACAGCACCGAAUGGCCGCCCUUGUCAAUCAUAUUGAACUGCAAUCGUUGACCUGUUCAAAACAGUAAAAUGUGAUUGGCAGUUUACCGUCUCUCUCGCACUAUGUACAACGAACAGCCUUGUCGUCUAGCGGCGCGCGCACCACACAUAAAAAAAAAAACUUGGAGCGACUGAGUUUCUCCUUCUCCUCUUUUUUUAUUUAUUUUUUCUAUCGUCCUUUCGACCGUUACACCAGACAAUUCGCGCAAUUUUAAUCACUUUGCAUCGGGUCGUCGCCGCUAGCAGACCUGCGCUGGAAUGGUCCACGGGUUUUCCCGCGCAAAAUCUUCUCCGCUGGACCUGCUACAGCUAGCUCUCCGACGGCGUCUACUCCCUUGAGCCGCUCCUGUUGAGAGGGGACGUGGGAGGACAUACUUACUGUAAGUAGCAAUCUCAUAUGGCUGUAACGGGUUUAUGUGCAUGUGAGUCAACAAUGUGACGUUCUCCAGGACGCGUCACGGCAGUGGAUCAACGUCCACCCGCGGUGCAAACGACAUCCACGGCGGCGGCUGAGGAGGCUGAGGCUAGACCUUACCUUUGAAUAUAUAUACUGUAUAGAAGUCGCCAGCCCAGGUUAACAUUUCUAAUACGGUUUUGAGGUAGUUGGUUAAUUCACCGCCGCAAUCGCCACCAUCUCUAGGGCAUCGACUUGUGGUGGUCCCUAGCGGACAAGUGUCGAACUCUUCAAACACCCCUUCCCCCUCCCGUUGAACGACGUUGAGCUGCAGUGAAUGAUGGAUGAGGGGUGCGGGGAAUGACAGCGGGCGACAGCGCUGCGCUCUAACGUGUAAAUAACAACUAAGACGAUACAGGGGCGUUACGGCAGCGCACUGCAGCGGUGAAGUUCCCAAGCUGCUCAUCAUACGCUUCUGAAAAACGUAGAGUAAAUCCUAUCCACUCGCGACUUCUAUACAGUAUAUAUAUUCAAAGGCUUUAUCAAGGCAAACACUAAAACAAUAGUGGACCCAGAUGCUUUUGGAGGGGCUUGAGCCCCUUAGCCCCCCUUCUGGAUCCGCUACUGCAGCCGUUGCGAACCGUAUUGUGUACAUUUUAACUAGCAAGUAUCCCGGUCAUUAAACAGUCUUAAAACUCUUCACUCAUGUGCGAAUCGUGCACUUGUGACGCACGAAUGUCGGCAGGCUAAGACAUCUUCUGUGCUAAACGUAGCCUGUCCACAAGCCAGUUCAGUAUAAACUAACUCUAUUAAAACAAAUAGUAAUUAAUGGGAUCAAAUAACAUCAGAUAUUAAAUAAUAAGAAUAGUAACUUAGGUUAACCAUUCAAUAACUUUCAAAGUGAAAUUGUUACAUCUUAACACUAGGUAUCAUUAGCUAGAUAACAUUCAAGCAUAACUUUAACUAAACUGAUUUUCAUGAUAAUGAAAGGGUUUGUUUACAUCAUUGUUAGGCAUCCUUAUGCCUUCAGGUUGUUCCUGUUUUCUAUGUACAAUUUCAUUAUGCAUCUCGUGCAUUUCCAUAAGCAUCAUCUCCCAAUCUUUCAUAACUUCAUAAUAUCAACAAUUGAUAACAUUAUAAUUCUCACUAACAUCUCAUAUCAUAUACAUAACAUCAUAUUUACAAUAUCACUUCAAGGAACAUUUCAUAUAUUACAUCAUUAAAAGCAUUUGUUUAUGUUAGCAAACAAAUCAACAAUAGUCUUGAUUUCGUUUAAGUACACACAUCAUGUGUAACUUGUGCUUGGAAAGGGAACGCACAGUGUUUCCUUCUCUUUUAUCUCUCUUUUAUCGCAGCUUAUCGCUCGGCGAAGGCGGUCUCUCUUUUAUUCCUUUUAUUUUACUGGAGUGUCCGGUGAACUUUUAUUCCUACCAUUUCUCGCGAGGUAGUAAUUUUUUUUUUUCUGUAAUCAGCUGGGUUCUCAGAUAACACAAAGAGCUGUUUGGAAAGUGCAUAGCAGUUUAUCUCUCAUCUCAACUAACCAUUAGUUUCGUUUUUCAGGCAUCCGAUGCGGGCUUCGUAGGAUCCUGACUGUGUAUUCAUAUCAUUCAGAAAUUCCUCUGGUAGGAAUUGUUUCUUGUUAAAAUCACUUGAGAUUCAUGAUCUCGAUGCAAAGGAUAAUUCUAUCCUGACAAAGCUAAGUGAAACAAAAAAAAAUGCUUUCAUGAUAGCUUGCAAAAAAAAAUUUUUUUUUCCUCUGACUGGCUCAAUUUUGCAGUAACUUGAUAAUUGUUUAUAAUAUAGCCUGCUGACAUUUACUGCAACCGUGUACUAAGUCCGCGACAUAGUUGUUAGACAUUGAGUUUUUCAGGUCUUCGUUUGACAUCAUAUUCGCUUACUCGACGAUUACAAACAUAAACAAACAAAAUCUCAAGUGCCACGUUGAAUGAAAUUAAAGUCUUUUGUAUAGUUUUUUUUUUUUUCACAAUAAGUAACACAGUCGUUCGUAUAUAUCUUGUUAUCAUUUCAUAAAUAUCAUUAUUUAAAAUAACCAAAUCAAGUUAAUUUAAAGAAAUAGCUUUCUAAUACUGAGUGGAUUUGUAUGCGAAAGGAAAGCAUACUUUUCUACUCUGCAUUCAGGGCAGAAUGCAACCCUAUGAGAUCGUUUGCAAAGCCCUACUUCAGUCAUAGAAUUCGUGUAAAACAAAAGUAGUAAAUUUGCAAAAAAAAAAAAAAAUUAUCUUCUUCUCCAGCAGUGUUUAAUCAAAAAAAAAAAAGAUAAAUCUCGGCGAUUAUUCGUAACUUCAGUGAAGUGUUGUGCUUCGGAAAAUUGGAUUACCACAUCACUAAUUCAAGGUAACAUUAUUAUUAUUAUUAUUAUGCUAGUAGUUGCAAAGUGUUCAUGUGCUUCUUAGAUGCUUUGUAGAACAGUGCUCACCCAUGUUAACACAGCUAGGCCAUACUUCUCUCACACAAGUUAGUCGACAACACACAAGCUUGACAUUUCUUUUUGCUAGUUAGUAUGAUUAUCUACAGAUAGGCGCAUCUCAUUACAUGGAUUCAGGUAUUACUGUUAGUGAACUUAUACUCAGACGAAGAAUAACGCAGACCAACUGACAAACAAUAUUAUACACAUAAUACACUAUUAAAUUCGAAGAUUCAUUACAUCUGUGUUGGUGGCAUUUCACUUCACCUCACUACAGGCAAUAAUAAGCGGGAAUUGCAAUUGCACUUCCGCAUCUACGCGACGAUAAUGUACCAAGCGGGUAUCACACUUCCGCUACACAUUAGGUACCUGUAAGUGGUUGCAAUACGCCUCACAUGGCAUAUCAAAUUACACAGUAACCAUUUAAUACCUUUCACAUUCAUACUGGUCAGGUCCUGGCUCUGACUUAGACAUUCCGAUUGCGCUCAGCUGUUAUAGUACCUAUACUCGUACUAUACAGGUGUCUCACUAGCUUGUAUCGAACUUGUUCACUGGGACACAGGUUUCUUGUAGGCUCUCAACUGCGAAAUAUUAUACCGGCCUACUGGUAGGCCUGUAGAUGGGUCUUCCAGAGCAUAACAAUUCUCUUGAACUAUGUCAGUUAUGACAUAUGGUCCGUCGAAAAGCAAAAGUAAUUUCCUGGUGACAUUCUCCCAUGCCUUGCUGACAGGAGAUGUUUUCUUGAGCACAAGGUCGCCGAUGGUAAAUUUAGACAAUUUGGAUGCUGGUUUCCUUCUUCUUCGUACAUCAGCUUCUGCUGUGAGCUUCAUUCUUACGAAUGCUUGCACUUCUUCUCCUGUGGGUAGUCCUGUCCUUUCGGGCUCCUUGUCACAAUGGGGUAUAAAUUCAGGGUUGAUCGCCGCCGAUCUAUCCAGGCUCAAAACUUCGCCAGGGGUGAUUCCGAUUGAGCUAUGCACAGUAUGAUUAAUAAUGCACUCUACAUAAGGCAAUUUAUCUCGCCAUGACUGUUGCGAGUGGUGACACAAUGUUCGUAGCAAUCCUCCUAUAGACUUCAUGAGUCUUUCCACCGGAUUACUAUGUGGAUGUCUCACGCUUAUGGUAGUCGGUGUUAUACCUAGUUUUCGUACACCUUUCUGCCACAGGUCGCUAGUGAACUGCGUACCUCGGUCAGACAACACAACUUUCGGCGUACCGAUUUUGUCCACAAAUGAUUUCAAUUUAUUUAACACUGCUUUUGCAGUUGGGUUGACAAUAGCAUACAAUUUGGAGAAUUUAGUAAAUACAUCCUGCAUUACAAAUACAUGUCUGACUCCUACCUUCGAAAAAAAAAAUUCAAAAAUUUAUAAUAAAAUAAAACCUGGACGAGGGCAUCUCUCUGCUCGAACAAUAAUAGAAUAGGACGACCUUCAUUUAUUAAAUUCACUUUCUAUUUUUCAGGUGUAGAAGACAACAGCCUGGGGGCUAGCUACAGCAAUACUGGCUCAGCCUAACUUUGACCGGACUAUAUUGGAACGCAAUAGUUCGGUCCCUAAGGCGGCCAGUAGAGUACUAACCUAUGUAUUUUUUUUUUCGUUCACCAACACGACCACACGAUGAUAUGCCUGCGCGAGUGUCGGCCAGGACUACCUAUUACAUGCACAUAUGGGCUAACUACCCAUGCAUGUUCUGUGUUCCCAGGGGUUCGGAGGAGCGGCUCGCACAGCUUUACAGUACACGCCACACCCGAGUUUAAUUAGUUCACUUGCAAUUACAGCACACCAUCAAGCCUCUAAUGCACACCAAACAUGACACUACAUCACGCCAGUUAGCCGAUUCAGCUGGUGGGGAGCUUCUCUCCCCCGCCGAAUUAGGUACACGUAAUUUAUAUAGCAUUUCACAACCUACCAGCGCACACACAGGCCCGUGUGCCAGACCUAUCCAACAAGACACGCGCCCCGCCCGUUGAUCCAGCUGAUUUUACAAAAGUGUGGGGUGCACCUGAUUUACAAUGCACUAAGCGAGUUAUAGAAACUUCGGUUUCUGGUCUCGCACACACUAACUGCCCCGGAUGGCAAUAUGAUGGAUCGGCGAAGAACCUCAGUAUGUAGCUGCUCCCUGAUGAUGGCGACUGCAAUUUCGACAUAAAAAAAAAGAUCCAGCAUAAGUGCUCCUAAAAACAAUCAAUAUGAUAAGGUUUUUUUUUAUUUUUUAGAUUUUCCUUUUGAUCAACAAUUUCUUCUGUUUACUAGUACUUUAAUUAACAUUAUCAACAGUUUAAAUAUGAGCAAAAGAGCACAGAGUGCUGGAGUGUUUAAUUGUAGUGUAAAACUGUGUAAAGUGUAAAGACGGUGUAAAUAAAAACAUUUGAAUUUGAUUUAAUUGAAUACGUCGGUGGAAUCAUUCGCCGAGGACGCGGCUACGACCCAGAAGCCACAAGAUACUUCGGACUAGGGACUGGAAAAAUUCGCGGUUUCAAUGACCACUAGGAUAGACUCCACGAUUCUCUACGUACUCGGGCAACUAUCACCUGGUCAUUGGCUACCGACUCGGGACACCUGUUUACUUUGCGAUUCUUAUGAUUCGAUACUUCUUUGGUUGAGUGUUUGCCAUUGGCUCAGAGUCCUUCAGGUGAAUUGCGGUCCAAUCACUGACGCAGCAUUAAGGGUCCCGCCCAGUCAGGGGUGUAUGUGUGUCGGCGAGGCGGGAUGAUAAGCGCGACGCUCUACUGGUUGCUUCUAGCGCGGUGUCUCCUCUGGACUGGCGCGCAGUCUUCUCGUCGUGCAUAUGAGCGGUGACCGUAACAUUAUAUGGCGGAGAAAUGAAGAUAAAGGUGUAAUGCAAGUCCCUUGAUUGGUUUCAAGAAUCUGUACCGGUUGUUUAAAGCCUAAAAAUUUCUCUGAAAACAUGGGUUUAAGCCGUUUUAACUCUUCUAAAAAUACAGUUUAAAAACUUAAUCCUCGAUCAAAAGUACUUUUCGGCCCUCAAGGAACUCUUAAAUGCUUUUCGUAAGCAGACCCUACUCUGAUAAUUUGAGAAGUUUUGAAAUCGCGUUGUUUUUCCUGAAGCUCUGCGCACCGUAUGUGUGCCCGGGUAGGCGGAGCCCUUAAGCUAAACAAGUUUGGAUUCUAGCCUGUCUCGAAAGGAAUCCGCGAAUGUUUUCCGGUCUCUACUUCGGACUAUGGCCGUGUGAAAGAAGCCUGCGAACAUCAUUCACGUUCCUGCCUGUUGGUCACAGGCAGGGCCGGAUUUAGGGGAGGGCAAUCGGGGCGAAAGCCCCGGGGCCUCCACAAACGGAGGGCCCCCACAAAUACUUUGAUAUUCUUUUUUCGCUGUAUUACCUUUACCUACAAUACUAUGUACAUACAUGAUUUUAUUAUUGUUAAAUAUUAACAGAAAUAUUCAUUAACACUAAAAUUUAAUUUCAUAUAAUUCUUGUCUCCGAUUAUAUUUAUGUAUGUUUUUUUUAAUACUAAGAGAAUCUACUUGAUUUCACAAUAAAUUAUUUAUUGGAAAACUCGACUGAAAAAAAAUUGUUCAUUUUAUUUGGAAAAUAAUUAAUGGGGCCAGGAGGCCUCCGCUCCUCUGUAGCCCCGAGGCCUGCAGACCUCUAAACCCGGCCCUGGUCGCAGGUUGUUCGCCGGACAGGCGGACGGCCCCCGCAGAUGCGACGGCGGGGAGAUGGGCGCCCCUCCGCGCGGCUGCUGGCGCUCCUGGCGGUGGCCGUCUCUACGCUGGUCGUGCUCUAUGGCCUGCUGCCGGCGCCGCGGUGCUGCGGCGACACGCGCGCCGACCGCUGGCCCCCUAGCCGCGCGGUGCCCUUCUUCCAGGCCUCAGACCCGGCAAAGAAGCCGUUCCUCGUCUGGAGCGCCGGCUGCAAGAUCCCGAAUGUGGACCCCUUCCACGAGUCCUUGCGGCCUCUGAUGGCUCCACCCAGGGUCGCCAACUGCUCGGAGUGGACGCAGCUCACCGCCGUCUCACCCGCCCCCGGACCCGCCGGCCGGUUCCAGCUGCGCGUCGACCAGGGGGCGGCGGCGCUGUACUCCACCCCCGGGGGGCAGUUGAGCUGCUGCUACUCCACAGCCUCCCGCCCCGCCCCCGUGCAACCCCCCGCCUCCACCAGGGGCAAAAAGCACGACGGCGGAGCGGACGCGCGCUACGAGUUGACUAACUGCACGUAUUUCGAAGAAGAAACCCUCCUGCCGCCGGGAACAGAGUUCAUUCUGGUUCGCUGCUUCACGCGAGUGCUGUCCGUGUUCUCCAAGGAAGUUUACUCCAACAUGCACGCCAUGGUGCCCAUCAAGGCAAGCGUUCUGCGCAAGAUGAAAACGAAGAAGAGGACGAAGGCUCUUCAAGACACCAGUUCCGACUCCUUAAGUGUCCUGUUGCUGGGGAUCGACGCUACCUCGCGACUCAACCUGAUCCGCAAGCUACCGUCGACAUUCACCUACCUAAAGAGGAACAGCUGGUUCGAGAUGGCCGGCUACAACAAGGUUGGGCUCAACACCUUCCCCAACAUCUUCCCUCUGCUCACGGGACUCCGCAUCCACUACCCGAAGAACGGAACCUGCUUCCCAUCGCAAGACAGAUUCCUGGACGGGUGCCCGUUCCUCUGGAGGAACUACUCGGAGCGAGGGUUCGUCACGGCGUACGGCGAGGACGCCCCCGACAUCAGCACGUUCAACUUCCACAAAGUGGGGUUCUCGGAGCAGCCGACGGACUACUACCUCCGCGCCUACAUGCUGGUCCUCUACAGGAAGAUCAUCUCCAGGUUCAGCAACUCGUGGACCUCGUGCUUCGACAUGAUGGAGAUCACGGACCACGUGCUGAGGUACGCGGGGGACUUCGCAGCCACGUUCAGGAAGCGCCCGUUCUUCGGGAUGUUCUGGCUGAACAACUUCAGCCACGACGACCACAACAACAUAGCGGCAUUCGACGCGAAGUUCCUGGAUUUCUUCUCACGUCUCCAAGACGUCGGGGUCAUGAACAAGACCAUGGUCGUGUUCUUCAGCGAUCACGGGAUGCGGUUCGGCAAGAUUGCCGAGCACCCCCUCGGGCGGUUGGAAGACAAGCUCCCUUUCCUGUACAUCUGGCUCCCGGAAUGGUUUCGGGACCAGAACGAGCUGGCGGCAAGGAACCUGAGGAUAAACGGCGGCCGGCUGACAUCGCCCUUCGACGUGUACAGGACACUGAAGUACAACCUGGUGCGGUCUGAAAGCACCGACGAAGGGGAUGAGUCUUGGAACAAGCAUUACUGCAAGACCAGCAUAAACCUGUUCAAAGAAGUGCCUGUUGGUAGGAGUUGUGAAGAUGCUUGCAUACCUCCCGAAUGGUGUUCCUGUGCGUGGUAUCAUGACAUUCCAAAUAACGAUUUAAUUGGCGUGGCGGCUUUGAAAUAUGUGGUAAGCAGGCUUAAAAAUAUAGUAAGCCAUACUCACAAACUAACAAAUCAUACUGCAGCAGUGUGCGCCCAACUUUCGUUGGAAAAAGUGGUUAAAAUAAGCAAGAAGACAGAUGAGAAUAGCGCUGAAGUGGGCGAGUAUUUACUGCAGUUCGAGACAUCUCCCGGGAACGGUGUGUUCGAGGCUAUGGUUAGGCACUAUCCCGAGGAGUCAAAUUUUCAACUGGUAGGGGACAUCAACAGGUUAAGCAGGUACGGUAAUCAGAGUUGGUGCGUCGAUGACUCUGUUCUUAAAAACUACUGUUUUUGUGAGAUGACCUAACGUCGAAGGGCGGACGAUCGAUGUGUGAUUGGAUAUUAGUUGUGAACACAUCGGUGCUUUCAGCGCUUUAUCGUGCCUACACUCUAAUGGUCUCAGAAAGUCUAUUUCGUUUUAUGGUCAUCAAAACCAAAUUUCGGAUCUCUGGUAAUAUGUAGCUGUUCCUUCAGCUCCGGAAAAUAGACUCCUGUUUUUGUUUUUCUUCUUUCUUUUUAGUGAAAUAUGACAUGCAUUCCUUUAGUUUGCUGGAAACGGCACAACUUUGAGCAUUUUUAAUAAAUAUUCUAUCGUUAUAUUGGUCGUUGAAAAAAAGAUUAGAGAGAGAGGGUGCCAUAACAUUUUAGAAUAGGUUUUUGAGUGAUCAGUUACCAGACCUUGGUCCAACAACCGGAUUAGCUGUAGGCCUACAUGGGACAUUCUAAACCAUUGCUUGUAUGUAGUAGUUCGAGUGAUGUAGGAUAGUGUGGAUAGAGUCAUGUUUAUUUCGCU
Molecule: messenger RNA, 13097 nt
Organism: Bacillus rossius redtenbacheri
Lineage: Eukaryota; Metazoa; Arthropoda; Insecta; Phasmatodea; Bacillidae
Exons: 4
Coding region: 10554-12611 (685 amino acids)
Source: RefSeq, a predicted model, not a curated record